Adineta steineri is the source of this 363-nucleotide messenger RNA. The record is from the annotation of a GenBank genome assembly. Lineage: Eukaryota; Metazoa; Rotifera; Eurotatoria; Adinetida; Adinetidae.
AUGACCAAAGACGAUCAACUACAAGCUACAGUUGCUUUUGCUGAAAUUAACAAACGUGCUGACUCACAACCAGGUCUAAUCAAAAAAAUUAAUGCCGUUAUUGUAUUUGACGUAACUAAAGAUGGAAAAAUUCAAAAAAGUUGGACUAUUGAUGGUAAACAAGGAACACUCUAUGAAGGCAAACCAAAAGAAGGAACAACAGCUCAAGUAACAAUUACGGUUGAUGAUAAUGAUUUCGUAGAUUUAGCUUCAGGCAAAGCUAAUGCACCUUCACUUUUUGCUAAAGGCAAACUUAAAGUAAAAGGCAAUGUGAUGUUAGCACAAAAAUUAUCAACAUUAUUCAAAGAACAAUCAAAAUUAUAA